Messenger RNA from Pyricularia oryzae 70-15, 1438 nucleotides. RefSeq lists its product as uncharacterized. The record is from RefSeq and is a predicted model, not a curated record. The coding region runs from base 1 to 1386 and encodes 461 amino acids. NCBI's taxonomy places the organism in Eukaryota, Fungi, Ascomycota, Sordariomycetes, Magnaporthales, Pyriculariaceae. The transcript has 3 exons.
AUGAUCGACCGCAGCUAUGCCCCAGACUGCUCCUACACACAUCCACUUUUCUAUGUGCCUCCUGUCGACUUGCGGGGCCUUACUCUCCCGCUGGCCGACAAUCUCGAUUCUCGGGAGGCCAUCAAGCUGGUUUUCCGAGCCAAGAGGACCUUGUUCCCUCAGACUGUCUGGAAGACAGAGGGUUCUGGCUUCGAUUCCAAGUCAAACAAGGUCUUUGUGCUCAUGCAGCACAAGCUGGACAUAGCAUUCAUGCCCAAGAUCUUGAACGCGCUGCACUUCAAGGUUGCCACAACCUUGCAACUAAAGCCUAUCUACAUCAACUUGAACGACCAGACCCAGACCAUGCCAAGUGAAAGCUCUGGCCAUGUCUCCAACAGCCGUAGUGCUGCUUUGACGUAUCAGCUUGGUGUUUCAAACUCUCAAGAUGGAAUUUCCGACGGCGACAGAAUGCAGAACGAAUGCAAGACGUACAGCUAUAGCGAAAUGCACAAUCAGUAUUCCGGACCCGCGUUUUUCGAGGAGCUUCAAGGCACCGCCAAUGGAUCGGCUGCUUACACUAAAGAAAAGCAGACCGUACUUGGGCGUGUCAGUAUUGAGGACUGCGGAGUCGAUGCUCUACUGUUCGGGCUUGAUGGCUCUGCUCCAACUACUGACAGCCGUUCAGGCUCAGGUGAAAGCUGCUGCUACUCAGCUGAUGCAGUCUGUGGCGGAUCCUGUGCUUUUUGUAAGUGCAUCACCGGCAGUGGCUCGGCCUUGACUACCCGAUGGGUGAUCUGUUCGCAAGAGGAUAUGAUGCAGCCUCGGGACAUUGUCCUGUGCAUGCUCUUUUUCCCGGCCAUCGCGGCGUUCAACUGGCUUCAGGCAGCCGUUUACUUUGUCCAGAGAGUCAAGUCAGCCUUGCUUUUCCAUGACCAAGCUCAUGUCAAGGCACCAAGGCCAGGCAGGUCAGCCUCUGCCCGUGCUGAGUCAUACAAUCCAGUAUCGGAAAGCUACGCCGGCCCAUCAAGCGCGGCUGCCGAUACAAAGACCAUGGAUACAGCCCUACUUCCUGAGGAAUAUGAGCCUGCAAUGGCGAGAGCUGUGGAGAAGGCCCGGGCAAAUGUCGUUGAGUCGGUAACCAAUGCAGACGCCCAUCUCGACAAUCUCCCACGGGAAGAUGCUGACAUCUACGGCUCGGAAUCCUGCUUCGAGGGCGCAACUUAUGACGAAUUUAUGGAUGCCAAUUACGGCAUGAGGUACACACAAGGCAACCUACUCAAACAGUUGAACAGCUCGCUUCAGCGCGCAUCCGCCAAGUCCAAAUCUGUUCGCUUCACUGAGGAGAGUUUCGGCAACGAAGCCGGCGAGACUGAGGAUACCAAGUGCGAUGCCGAGUGUAGCGAUUAAACACUAGAGCUCAAAAGACGUAUAGAACAACAACUCGCCUAGUUGAUCCGCA